AUGGCAGGAGAGAACCAGACUUGGGUGACAGAGUUCAUGCUCCUGGGCUUUUCCACUGGCCAGCCCUUCCUCUUCGUCCUUUUUCUGGUUAUUUACCUGGUCACGCUUCUGGGGAAUUUUGCAAUACUUGUCCUUGUGUCCCUGGAUCCCCAUCUCCACAACCCUAUGUACUUCUUCCUCAGACAUCUGUCCUUCUUGGACAUCUGCUACUCAUCAGUGACAGUACCCAAGAUCUUGGCAAAUGUGCUGCGCUCACAGGCAACCAUCUCCUACUGCGGUUGUCUGGCACAAAUGUUCUUCCUGAUGGCAUGCGCAGGGGCCGAGUGUGCACUCCUUGCUGUCAUGGCCUAUGAUCGCUAUGCAGCGAUAUGCCAGCCCCUGCACUAUGUCCACACCAUGAGCCGGGGUGUCUGCACAGUGGCAGCUGCAGGCUGCUGGCUCUGGGGUAUGCUGGAUUCAGCUGUGCACACACUCCUGGCUUCUAAGCUGUCCUUCUGUGGGGCUGUCCAUCUCCAGCACAUUUUCUGUGAUGCUCCCCCGCUGCUGAGGGCAGCAUGCAGCAACACCCACGCUGUCGAAGUGGCACUCCAUGCUGCUAGCGUCUUUGUGGGCCUCAGCCCCUUCCUGUUUGUCAUCAUCUCCUACCUCUGCAUCCUGGCUGCUGUCCUUGGGAUGCCUGUGGCUGCUGGCCAGCACAAAGCCUUCUCCACUUGCUCUGCCCACCUGCUUGUGGUCACCCUGUACUUCAUGACAGCCAACCUGAACUACAACCGACCCAGCACUGGCUACUCGCCAGUGGCUGACACAGUGGUCUCUGUGCUGUACUGCAUCGUCACCCCCAUGCUGAAUCCUCUCAUCUACAGCCUCCGCAACCAGGAGGUGCAGAGGGCCCUGCAGAAAGCCCUGAGGGGAUGGGGUGUGUGGGGCUCCCCAGGCAGCAAUGCUGGUGUGGUGUUGGUCCCUCAUCAGCUGGCUGUAGGAAAUCUGUGA
This is a messenger RNA of Oxyura jamaicensis (ruddy duck), 990 nucleotides long. Its product is annotated as olfactory receptor 1020-like. The transcript has a single exon. Gene Ontology annotation, biological process: G protein-coupled receptor signaling pathway. Gene Ontology annotation, molecular function: olfactory receptor activity; G protein-coupled receptor activity. NCBI's taxonomy places the organism in Eukaryota, Metazoa, Chordata, Aves, Anseriformes, Anatidae. The record is from RefSeq and is a predicted model, not a curated record. The coding region runs from base 1 to 990 and encodes 329 amino acids. Gene Ontology annotation, cellular component: membrane.